AUGCUGGUUGGGGAAGAGGUCACAUCGGGUGCCCUCCAGCCUGAGGGGGGGGCAGCCCCAGAGGAUAUCCUUGGCCUGAACCCGCGGCACAGCCUCGCUCCAAGCACGAGCAUGGGGACGAUGGGAGGACCCGAGUGCCAGCUCAGCAUCUGGAACCCCUUUGCCACCCUCAUCCUCACCCCCAGCGCGCUCACCGGCCUCCUCCAGGAUAAGGAGCACGUCACCGAGUCCCUCAGCUCACUGCUACCAGCGGCUGUGGCAGCAGCACCCCAGCCUCCGCCAGACCCUCGCCCAACACCGAAGAACUGGUACAUAUCCCUGGAGAAGCAGCCGGGUUUAGCAGAGGUCCCAAGUCACAGAAAUUGCAGGCACCCGCACCGCCGCGCGCGCGCGGACGCGCACGCUCACCCCAAAGCUCGCCCGCGCCGGCCUUUCCCCCACGCAGUGAGCGGGCUGCUGAGCCCGCGGUCCCAGGAGAGGAAGGGGCUUACGUGCGGCGCGCUCGCGUGUCACGUUUCCUGCACUAGUGUCACCCGGCCCCCUGAGAGGGUCGUCAGCCAAGUUUUCGCGUGCUGGUCCUCCCACGCCACCCCUGCGCUGUCGCGGCCAGGGAUGCUCAUUUAUUUGGCCCCCAGCCCCGACUUCUCCAAGUGUGUCCGUCCGUCCGACGGCGAGGGCUGGGUGAGGGGUGACCGGCGGGAGAGGGGGGGAGUUCCGACCCGGGGAAUUUUGAUCCCUUGGCUGGAGAUGCCGGAACCGCAGCAGCUGCUGCCCCAAAAUAGCGCUCCUGCCCCUGCAGCCGGGGAUCUCCGGAGCUUCGAGAAUACAGGCGUCCCGGUUCGCCCUUCAGACCCCUCGGCAAUGCCCGCGAGCCCCCAGACCCCCGCCCCAAGUUCCCGGCUCCUGGACUCGGGGCGGGGAGCGCCGUCCUUUUCUCGGCUUCUACUGCCCCCCGCCGGCGGCAGCGUGCACCGCAGCAUCGGAUGGAUGGAGGACUUGAGUCCUGGGGGGCCAGGGCUGGCGAGCCUGUUGUCUGAAGCUAGGCGAGCGGGGUGCGCAGUAGACGGGCACCGCCGGUACCAGUGCAAUGUGUCAGACAGUGGAUGA
This is a messenger RNA of Rangifer tarandus platyrhynchus (Svalbard reindeer), 1107 nucleotides long. Lineage: Eukaryota; Metazoa; Chordata; Mammalia; Artiodactyla; Cervidae. The record is from the annotation of a GenBank genome assembly.